AUGCCCAAAAAGGCCAAAUACACUCGUAAUAUACCGAGGUAUGAGAUAGCAAGAUUGGAUAGAGUGAGGCAAAACCAAGAGAUAAUUGAUGCUUUGGGAUUGAAGCACAUCUCAACUUCUCUAAAAGAUUCUGCUCAGUCCAAUUGUGCAAAAGGGAAAAGAAGUAGAGCUAGUAUUGUGGUAGAUGAUGAUUAUGUACCACCUAUUGGUGACAGUGACAAUGACAAUGACAAUGGCAAUGAGUCAUCUAAUUCUGUAAUCCAUAAGAUGGCACCAGGACGACUUACACGCUCGCGAGGUGAGGCAUCUAUCCCGGUGGUUCGAUCUACGGUCCAAUCUACGGAAACACCUCUUGAAGCAAAUCCUCCCGCCCAAAGUUCUUCUAGUGCGGAGGCGCAAACUACCGGCACAUUAACUAGCAUGACUGGAUCUGCUAGCAGAACUACCCGUGGAGCAACACGUGGUAUAGCAGUACGGGCACUUGUUGAAAAAAGUGGUAAGCUGCCAGUACGUAUAGCUGCAGAGUAUGAUGCUCCUGUUGGGAAGAAUGCGUGCAAGCUUGUCAAUCACGUUGGCGUACAAGUGCGAAGUAUUUUGUCCAGUUACAAUGUGAAAAAUUGGAAAAAUGUUGAUGCUGCUACUAGAGAUGUAGUGCUUCAAAAUAUCGCGGAUCAGUUUGAGCUAGAAGGAGAUUCCAAUUUGGUAACGAAAACAUUAAAUACAAAAUGUGGAAGAUUAUUGAGUUCCAACUCCCACAAGUUGCAUCAGGCUUAUAAAAAGCUCAAACAAUCUCAUGGUGCUGACUAUGCAAGAAGCCACCCGCAAAUGAAUGCCACGGAGAAGCAAUGGACUGAACUCAUUGAUGAGAGAUGGACCAAUGAGGAUUGGCUGGAAAAUAUUCUCAAAGUGCAAGCGGAUCAUUGUCAAGAUCCUGAUGCUAUUCCCCUUACACAAGAGGAGAUUUCAAACUUGGUGUUUAAGAACAAGUCUGGUAUUGUAAAAGGACUUGGCAUGAGACCUUCCUCUUCUCUAGUAACCACCGCCUCCUUUAAUUCAUCGGUGGAGUAUAUCCAACGGUUAGAAAAUGAGAUAAUUGAGCUCAAAGAGGCAAGAGUUAGAGAUCAAGAGGAGCGAGCUAAGGACCAAGAUGCACGAACUAAACAAGAUGAGAUUUCUUAUUGGUGGCUUUUAGGGGAUUUACUUUUGGCAUUACUUGAAGACAUAUGAGAACAUCUUCCGUUAGUUCUAAAAUAGGGUUUAGGUAGAGUUAUUGUAU
Molecule: messenger RNA, 1276 nt
Organism: Quercus lobata
Lineage: Eukaryota; Viridiplantae; Streptophyta; Magnoliopsida; Fagales; Fagaceae
Exons: 6
Coding region: 1-1227 (408 amino acids)
Source: RefSeq, a predicted model, not a curated record